UGUGCUUGCUGGAAGCCCUCCAAAAAGAAGCGCCAGUCUGCUGUCCAAAGAUCCCCUGUUUAUAUGGAGCAGUGUGAGAUCGGCCAUGAUGGUAAGAUACCAGAGGAGAGGGACUCGAACACACAACCUUCACCGACCAGCUGUGUCAGUCAUAGGUUGUUGGGUCAGGCCCUAUCAGGUUUCAGAGUGUGCUUAUUCAGGGAUUCUAAUCCUGUCUAACUGUUGUUGUGGUGUUUUUGGAUUGUUUUUCCUCCUAGUGAUGUGGUUCCCAACCAAUGGGUUAUCCUGGGCGCAGGAGCCCUCUUGCUCUCUAUGUGCUCAUGAAGACGAACUUGAUGAGAGCUGCUCGAGGAAUCCUCACAUCCAACCAGGGCUUAGUUACCAGCCCAACUACGCCCACACACUUGAGGGCCACGCCCACUCCCUCCGCAGGUACCCUCGCAGUCCUGUCCCCUCCCCCCUGGCUCAACCCCAUCGGCCCACCCCCUGCGCCCCAUCCUCCACCCAUGUGCCCCACCCUCUGCACCAUCACCACUCGCCACUGGCUCUGGGAGGAGACCCCGCCCCACCUGUGAGCCUUCCAACCAACCGGCAGACACCAGAGCCGCCCAUAACCACGGAGACCACAGAGGGCCGAGUUCCCGCCCCUCUCCACUGCCCUUCCUUCAUGACCCGAGGCUGGGACUGGAGGGCCUGAGUGUCUGAGUACCCACCUAGCAGUGCUCACUCCCAACACCCCUCGCUAUGCCGUCACUCUAUAUGUUUGAUAUUAGCUACCAUGAGAGGAUAACAUUCCUUUUGUUUGUAUGGAUCUUUAUGUGCUCUCCUGCUCGCCCUGUUUGGAAGCAUGAGACUGAGACACUUUCUUUACGCAGACAGACAGACAGACAGACAGACAGACAGACAGACAGACAGACAGGUAAGCAGGCAGUGUAACUGACAGACAGAC
Molecule: messenger RNA, 949 nt
Organism: Hypomesus transpacificus
Lineage: Eukaryota; Metazoa; Chordata; Actinopteri; Osmeriformes; Osmeridae
Exons: 3
Coding region: 86-697 (203 amino acids)
Source: RefSeq, a predicted model, not a curated record